AUGUCAUCCCGCAAAGUCCGAGUCAAGAAGUUGACUAUCAAAACCGCUCUCCCUGUGCUCAGAGAGGAUCAGAUCGAUGCUACAGAAUAUGAAUCACUGCUUACCGAGUCGCAAAUCGCGACCGGAGUCGACCAGACCGAGGAAAAUGAAUACCAUCUUCAGUCCAUUCUAAAAGAGGCGGGAACAAGCAAUGAUCAAGAAAUCCCAGUUCCGCCUCCCAAAGAGAGUGACAUCAGCUAUGAUGCCCUCUAUCCCGUCAUUUUCCACAAACCUUCCUCUUAUAUCCGAUUCUCUCAGACAGUGGAGGAAUGUAUUAGCUGUCAUUAUGACAUGACAACCGAAGACGAUGAAUUUCUCAAAUCUUAUAAUAGUAAUCCGCCCGCCGGCGCCGGGGCUCUCAGUGAGGAUGACUUUGAACGCAUCAUGGAAGUGUUUGAGGACACCGCAACCGAGCAGACUCCCUUCGCAGCCGUUGACAACACUGUUGUCGGCUACGACAUGAUGGUUCCCGGACUCAAUCAGCUUGGCUCUACAAACAUAUUGCUGCACGCCAAGCAGAUAUACGAGUACUGGAAAUCCAAGCGACAGGAGGAAGGAAAUAAACCACUCCACGCAACCAUCAAGUUUGAGACGCAUCAGGAGACUGAUGAUACUGACCCAUACGUCUGCUUCAGGCGGCGGGAGGUCAGACAAACAAGGAAAACAAGGUCCAGAGAUACCAAGAUUGCCGAGACGCUCAAGCGUUUCCGUCGCGAGCUCGAGGAUGGCCGUCAUCUAGUAUUGAUGGCAUACGAGCGAGAGAUGAUGAAACGAGAUCUAUUGCAAGUGGAUCGGGCUAUUUUCGAGGAAAGAGCUCGGUUGAAGCAAAUCAAGACAAAGAUGGGCAUCAAGGGCGACGACGAAGACCUCGUAAACCAAAAGGUAUGUUGCAAAUCAAGGCCAGCUGGGCUCCCUACACAUAUGAUGCCACUUGACACUAACAUGACUCAGCCGUCGCAGAAGCGCAAGCCUGCAGAAGUUGCGGGAGCUCAGCGACCAGCCACUCAAGUGCGGGUGCCGGUGCGGCCAGAUGGGCGUUCGCACGAACAAGACCUUGUGUUGCUUUCUGACCAGCUCGCCGAGAAGGAGAACGAGCUUCGUAAUGAGAUUGAAACUAAGGUGCAGAAUCACCGAAGGUGGAAUCAGAAUCAUAUCGAUCUCACUCGAGAUCCGCUAUCGCCGGUAAAAGAACUGGGCAUGGAGCUCAAGUUCAGACCGGCAAAGACUCAAUAUCUAAUGACGCCGCCGGCGUCAAAUUCUGCAGAGUCAAUGGACAUUGACGACGCACCUGAGCCAAUGCAAUUGGACAAACCGGAACUUCCCGUAUUCCAAUUCCGCGGCGCAGACUUUGGCGAGACACCGCAAAACAGCCAGCCCGCCUUCAGACGUCGCAUUGGCCGACUGCAAAGGCUCUGGAUCGAUCGGAGGGGUCUCUCAACACCCGCACGGACAGAUACAUACGAGUACUCUGACCGGUGGAAAUACGACUCUGACGACGAAGAUGACGAGCCGCUUGUGUAUGAGGUUGACCCCUUUGACACGCGAGCGCUAAAGUUCAGAGCCACAAUCCCACUCAGCCCAUACAUCUUCCGAGGAAGGCCAACGGUCCCUCCAGAGGCGGUUAAUGGCGUAGCGAAUGGAAAUAGGGUGUUACCACCACCACCACAAGCGCAGCCACAGCCGCCGCCGCCGCAACCUGCAGUUCAGCAAGCGCAGGCGGCAUCAUAA
Molecule: messenger RNA, 1767 nt
Organism: Trichoderma gamsii
Lineage: Eukaryota; Fungi; Ascomycota; Sordariomycetes; Hypocreales; Hypocreaceae
Exons: 2
Coding region: 1-1767 (588 amino acids)
Biological process (GO): regulation of transcription by RNA polymerase II
Cellular component (GO): piccolo histone acetyltransferase complex
Source: RefSeq, a predicted model, not a curated record